AUGGCGACGACGGGUGAGAAGGGCAUAGGCCCUCGCGACAUCGAUUCGCCGACGAUGAAAGAGGACAUCGGACCCGCAUCCCCCGUCUCCUGCUCCCGCGAAGAAGAAAGAGCUCUGCUAUGGAAGCAAGACAAGCGCAUCAUCCCAAUAUGCGCCGGCAUUUACUUCCUCUGCUUCCUCGACCGCUCCAACAUCGGCAACGCCAAGAUCCUCAACUCCUCCUCGGGCCACGACAUGCAAUCCGAGACACACAUGUCCAACAGGGACUUCACCAUCGCGCUGAUGAUCUUCCUCAUCGCCUACGCCCUCUUCGAGGUCCCAUCCAACAUGCUGCUCAAGAAGCUGCGCCCCUCCCGCUGGCUGGCGUUCCUCAUGUUCUCCUGGGGCGCCGUCACCAUCGGCCUCGGCGGCGUCAAGACCGGCGCCGCCGUCACGGGCGUGCGCUUCUUGCUGGGCGUCUUCGAGGCCGGCCUGUUCCCGGGCCUGGUCUACUACCUCACGUUCUGGUACAAGCACGACGAGCGCAGCGUGCGGGUCGCCAUGAUUCUGGCCAGCGCGACACUGGCGGGUGCCUUUGGCGGCGCGAUCGCGUACGGCAUCGGGCACAUGAACCAGGUCAACGGCAUGUCGGGCUGGCGGUGGCUCUUCAUCCUGGAAGGCAUCCCGUCGUGUCUGUCGGCGUUCUUCGUGUGGUUCUUCCUGCCAGACUACCCUGAGAGCGCAGGCUGGCUCUCCGAACGCGAGAAGGACCUGGCGAUUGAGCGGUUGUACCAUGAAGGCAGCAAGAGCAGCCACAGUACCAUGUCGUGGGAGGAUGCGAAGGCGACGCUGACGGAUUGGCGCCUCUAUGGGCAUUACGUGGUCUACUUCGCCAUCUCGAUCCCGUUCUCGUCGCUGUCGCUGUUCACGCCGUCAAUCACCUCGGGGUUGGGAUUCGUGGAUCUGCAGGCGCAAUUGAUGACGGUCCCGCCGUAUGCCGCAGCUUAUGUUGUCCAGAUCCUCGUCGCAUACUCCGCGGACCACUUCAACGCCCGCGGCGUGCACUCCGCAGCCCUUGCGCUGAUCGGCGCGAUCGGCUUCGUCGUCUCCGCCGUCCUCCCCCCGGACGCAUACCACGCGCGCUACGGAUGCCUCAUCGUCGGCGCCUCGGGGGCUUUUGCAUGCAUCCCGCCGCUCCUGGGCUGGCUCACGUCCAACAUCUUCAGCACGGCGUCGACGGGGCUCGCGAUCGCGCUCAACGUCAGCUUCGGGGCGGGGCUCGGGCAGAUCCCGGGCGUGUGGGUGUACAAGGCGGAGGAGAAGGCGAUGGGGUACCCGACCGGACACUGGUCCAACGCGGCGCUGCUGUUUGUCGUCGUCGUCGGGUGUGCGGCGCUGCGAGUGUACUAUGGACUGGCGAACAGGAAGCUGGCGAGAGAGGCGGAGAGGAAUGGGACUCAGCCCAGGUUGUUCAAGUACUGA
This is a messenger RNA of Colletotrichum chrysophilum, 1461 nucleotides long. RefSeq lists its product as uncharacterized. Bases 1 to 1461 code for a protein of 486 amino acids. NCBI's taxonomy places the organism in Eukaryota, Fungi, Ascomycota, Sordariomycetes, Glomerellales, Glomerellaceae. Gene Ontology annotation, cellular component: membrane. The transcript is spliced from 3 exons. Gene Ontology annotation, biological process: transmembrane transport. The record is from RefSeq and is a predicted model, not a curated record. Gene Ontology annotation, molecular function: transmembrane transporter activity.